ACUCAAAUCAAUCUACCCGUUCCCCUGGGGAUUCCACAAUGACGCUUCUCCCUCAUUAGAGACCAAAAACCGCUAUCGAAAGGGUAACCCGGGUUCCCGUGGUUGCAGAUAACAUACAAGACAAUGCAGCGGUUGGAAGAACGCCUAAACGACUCUCAAGAUCCAGGACGCUGCAUUCUCCCAUUCCCCGACCCUACUAUGGCUGGGGAGCAAAGUGAGGACCAGUCAUUUUAUGACUUACUCGUGGAAGAUCCAGAGCUUCCGUUAGGACAGACGAUAGUGCUGUCACCACUAGGUCAUUCUCAACAUCAGCAGCCCAUUUCAUCGCCGAAUCGAACCAGCCGCGAUACGCCGCAGCCGCCAGACCUGACCGAGAUGGAGACCCACCAGCAGCCGCAUCACCCUGUCCCGGCAGACCCAAUGUCGAUAGCUUGGGGUUUAUCCGGCGUUGAUGAUCAAAAUCCCCAGCUACAUCCGGCGCUUUUCAAUUUUAUAGUCCCAGGGACUAUGAUCCCUGCCCCUGACAACACAAGCAGACAUCACAGCCAUCUCCCGCAGGCGUACAGCAGCGAGUUCGUCACACUGUCCAGUAUACAAUCUUGUGGCCACUAUGAUAGUGGCUUUCCCGGCCACUGGGAUGGUACUUUGAAUCACGGAACUAGCACUCCAAGAGUAGCGAUACCCAUUGGGCAGGCCACGAAUAAUCCUAGGGCUGAGCUAGACGUGGCGCCCCAAGAUAACAGCCCAACACCUGCUUCGCAACCAAAAAGAACUCCUCGAACGCGAAGAAAAAAGAAAGAGGCUCACAACACAUCUGAGGUUUCUCAAGGUGAUAAUAGUAGCGCUGAUGCCGGUGCUCCUUCGCUAUCUGACGUAGCUAGCCCCAGUCCUGCUUCACACAACAGCCACACAAGUAUUAGUUCAAAGCCUACAUCCAUGGAACCCACGACUUCGAUAAUAUCGAAUUGUCAGAGACAACUUCGUAUUGCCUCUCGAAUAUCCAAAAAUACCCGUAGUCAACUUAAUGGUGCUCCAGAAGAGCGCCGGGCUCGAGCAUCCCAUAACCGCGUCGAGAAGCAUUACCGCAACCGCCUCAAUGCUCAAUUUGAAUCCCUUCUUAAUGCUUUGCUGGCGAAAGUCCGGCAAGGUGACAUCAGUAAUGGAGACGAUAACGAAUGGGAUGGCACAAGCGAUCUGGACCGCCGAGUGAGCAAGGGCGAGGUUCUUGAAAUGGCUCGCAAGUGUAUACAAGGGCUGGAACGAGAGAGCAAUGAGCUCCAGCGCGAGAACUUCGAGCUUAAAGGCAGCCUUCAACGACUUAAAGGAUCUGCCUCUGAUGGCACCGUAUCCUCGUCUGAACCGGAAGCACCAUUCAAUUUCAAUUAAUGUGUCCAAUACACAAGGUUUUUGACUUGACUAUCGCGGUUGCUUGAUUAUGUAACGACCAACCACAAGUAAGGACUU
Molecule: messenger RNA, 1464 nt
Organism: Fusarium oxysporum Fo47
Lineage: Eukaryota; Fungi; Ascomycota; Sordariomycetes; Hypocreales; Nectriaceae
Product: basic helix-loop-helix domain-containing protein
Exons: 2
Coding region: 124-1386 (420 amino acids)
Molecular function (GO): protein dimerization activity
Source: RefSeq, a predicted model, not a curated record